This is a messenger RNA of Lycium ferocissimum, 1570 nucleotides long. RefSeq names its product serine/threonine-protein phosphatase PP-X isozyme 2. Gene Ontology annotation, cellular component: cytoplasm; nucleus. The record is from RefSeq and is a predicted model, not a curated record. Gene Ontology annotation, molecular function: protein serine/threonine phosphatase activity. Bases 220 to 1137 code for a protein of 305 amino acids. NCBI's taxonomy places the organism in Eukaryota, Viridiplantae, Streptophyta, Magnoliopsida, Solanales, Solanaceae. The transcript is spliced from 8 exons. Gene Ontology annotation, biological process: double-strand break repair via homologous recombination; peptidyl-serine dephosphorylation.
UUAAUCAAUUUAAAUAAUGGGGCAAAUGAGCAAUAAAUAAAAGAGAAAAUAGAAGUAGAGCAAAGCAUUAAGCGGCAAGUCGGCAAGAGGGAACACGACGGCGCAAGCAGAGAAGAGAGAGAGAGCAUUUCUCUUCAGUAAUGCUCUUCAAUCUGAUAAGACAAUAAUAGUAGUAGAUUUAGGGUUACAAAGCUCACCUUUGAAGAAGAAGUAACGAAAAUGUCAGAUUUAGACAGGCAAAUUGAGCAACUUAAGAGAUGUGAACCGUUAAAGGAAUCAGAAGUUAAGGCACUUUGUCUUAAAGCUAUGGAAAUUCUCGUUGAAGAAAGUAAUGUCCAGAGAGUCGAUGCGCCUGUCACUAUAUGUGGUGAUAUCCAUGGGCAAUUUUAUGACAUGAAAGAGCUAUUCAAAGUGGGAGGUGAUUGUCCAAAGACAAGUUACUUGUUUCUCGGAGAUUUUGUUGAUAGAGGAUUUUACUCUGUUGAGACAUUUCUUCUUCUACUAGCUCUUAAGGUGAGAUAUCCAGAUCGGAUCACUCUUAUCAGAGGUAACCACGAGAGCCGUCAGAUCACACAGGUAUAUGGAUUCUAUGAUGAGUGCCUACGGAAGUAUGGUUCAGUAAAUGUUUGGAGAUACUGCACGGAUAUAUUUGACUACUUAAGCUUAUCCGCUCUCAUUGAGAAUAAGAUAUUCUCUGUUCAUGGUGGUCUCUCUCCUACAAUAUCUACAUUAGACCAGAUUCGAACUAUUGAUCGGAAGCAAGAAGUUCCUCAUGAGGGUCCCAUGUGUGACCUACUAUGGUCAGAUCCGGAGGACAUCGUUGAUGGAUGGGGAUUGAGUCCUCGUGGUGCAGGUUACCUUUUUGGUGGCAGUGUUGUCACUUCAUUUAACCAUACAAAUAACAUAGACUACAUAUGCCGUGCACAUCAGUUAGUAAUGGAAGGAUAUAAAUGGAUGUUCAAUAAUCAGAUAGUUACAGUCUGGUCUGCCCCGAAUUACUGUUACAGAUGUGGAAAUGUCGCAGCAAUUCUUGAGCUAGACGAGAAUCUUAAUAAGCAGUUCCGUGUGUUUGAAGCGGCUCCUCAGGAAUCAAGAGGAGCACCUGCUAAAAAGCCUCCACCAGACUACUUCCUGUAGGGCCACACAAAGGAUUCAAUUUUUGCCAUCAAUAUACCCAUAUCUUUGACAAUAUGGUUGUAGAGCACAGGCCGGAGAUGCUCUCACAUGAUUCAUGUUAGAUACUUACCGGUUAUCUGGUCGAAAGGCUUCUUGGUUUACAGAAAGAAUGGUUCCAUUGUUGGGGUUUCUGUAUCUUACUGAGAUCUGAUUGCAUGUUCCCCAUUUUGAAAUCCCAUAUUAUUUUUCCUUUGUAAUGAUGGUGUGUAAUAGAAUGGGACAUUGAAGUGGAAGUUGCAAUAAUGAGGCAAGCUUCACUCUCCUGUUAGGAGUUGUACGACUGAUGUCGAGGACCAUAUUCGGGCAUCUUGUUACAGCUGGACUUCGGUAAAUCAGUAAAUGUUUCUUGGUCCCAUGUCGCAUUAAAUGCAAUUCAGGCUGUGUUAACAAAAAA